AUGGUUAGAGUUCUAUGGGAUUCAUCUCCCACGAUUACGGAACCAUAAUCAUCCUUAUGGCAAGUUGAAUAGUCUCAUAAUCAGACAUUCCACUCUGAGCGCCCCUAUUGACGGCCCCUUCGGAAUUUGAAACAAUUGAGUCGACCUUGGCAAGGACAUCUGGCUGUACGCCCUAUGGUUUCGCCUAAGCGUGAUCACCGCCUUGUCUGUCUGAGCUCAUUAGCGUCCAGCAGAAACCGGUGUGCUUGCAGUAAUGAUAUAUAAAAAGCGAGACUCCCUUCUUUUAUGCUUGUAUCCAUCCUUUCCUUUGUGCGCCUAUACUCAUUCUCCAUAUCGAGAUGUUGUCUUCCACUUUCCUUACUAUCGCAUUGGCUGCUACAGUUCUCUCGCACCCCACGAAACGACAGUCCGGUGGCGUAAUCACCUCUUGUACAGUUCCGAAAACGGCUGCCCUUACAUUCGAUGAUGGGCCUUAUAUCUAUUCGCAACAAAUUGUCGAUACCCUUGAUGCAAAGAGGGCCAAGGGCACGUUCUUCGUUAAUGGAAACAACUAUGGUUGUAUAUACGGGGACGCUCAGGUGCAAGCAAUUACAAACGCAUACUCAAAGGGUCAUCAGAUUGCUUCGCACACAUGGGCUCAUAAAGAUCUAGCUACGCUGUCCCGCGACGAAAUUGACAGUGAAUUCACCGGCGUCGAUAAGGCCUUGGAGUCAAUACUCGGAGUCAAGAUCGCAUUUAUGAGACCUCCAUUCGGCAGUUACAACAAUGAUGUGGUGGAGGUCGCUGCUGCACACAAUCAAAGUGUAAUUAUUUGGGAUUUCGAUUCCGGGGAUUCUGCUGGAGAAGCUGCUACCCAAAGCAAUUCACAAUAUGACGGCUUUGUGGCUUCACGUCCUAAUACUAUCUUGACUCUGAAUCAUGAAACUGUCGAAUCUACUGGUUCCACCGUUCUCCCCCACGCCAUUGAGGUUUUACAAGGUGCAGGCUACAAACUCGUAACGGUUGCUGAAUGUCUUGGCCUUCCCCCAUAUUUAAGCGUUGGAAAGGCUGGUACAAAAGAUGCUUCGUGGGCCUGCUGAACAAUCAUUGUAUUAGACGGACUAUCUCAUACUUCUUGCUACA
Desarmillaria tabescens is the source of this 1122-nucleotide messenger RNA. Its product is annotated as carbohydrate esterase family 4 protein. Bases 339 to 1079 code for a protein of 246 amino acids. The transcript is spliced from 11 exons. The record is from RefSeq and is a predicted model, not a curated record. NCBI's taxonomy places the organism in Eukaryota, Fungi, Basidiomycota, Agaricomycetes, Agaricales, Physalacriaceae. Gene Ontology annotation, molecular function: hydrolase activity, acting on carbon-nitrogen (but not peptide) bonds. Gene Ontology annotation, biological process: carbohydrate metabolic process.